Molecule: messenger RNA, 1329 nt
Organism: Humulus lupulus (European hop)
Lineage: Eukaryota; Viridiplantae; Streptophyta; Magnoliopsida; Rosales; Cannabaceae
Product: ureide permease 3-like
Exons: 8
Coding region: 669-1112 (147 amino acids)
Biological process (GO): nitrogen compound transport
Cellular component (GO): membrane
Molecular function (GO): allantoin:proton symporter activity; uracil:monoatomic cation symporter activity
Source: RefSeq, a predicted model, not a curated record
GAAGCAAAAAGCGAGGAACCAAAAAUGCAGCUUGUUCAAGAAGAAGAAAGAGAGAAGGGAAGAGUGUGUUUUUUAGUCUAUUGGAAAUACUUUACAACAGCAUAUGGAGGAGCUCUUGUGCCUCUUAUACUGCUUGCACAAGUUUUAUUUCAUGGCCUUCAAAUCAGAAGCAACUACUGGAUGGCAUUGGCUAGUCUUGUUUUAGAAGAUGAAAAGCCUCUUGUGAGCACCAUGCUUAUAGUCGUAUAUGUUAUUUUGGCCAUUGGAAGUUCUUUUGUGUCCUUGUGAGAUCUAUGCUUCUAGUCACAACCUCUCAUAAGACAGCUACUUUACUCUUUAAUAAAAUGCAUGAAUGCCUUUUUCACGCUCUUAUGUUGUUCUUUGAUGCUACUCCCAGUGGAAGAAUUUUUAACAGAGUUUCUACAGACCAAAGUGUAGUGGAUCUUAAGAUUUCGAAGCAAGUUUCUGCAUUCUCUUUCUCUUGUCCGUAGUACUUCUCUAACAUUACACUAUUGCCCCAGAUGGAAGAAGCUGCUUGGCUCGCAUGGGAGAUAACAAAGCAAGUAACCAUGAUAGCAAGGCAAUGGAGGAAAAAACCAAACAUAAUACCCCUUCAACAGAGUAUAAGAUGCCUCUUGUUUGAAUCGACUUAGAAAUCACUGGUUUGAAUGUUGAAGUUGAUCAGAUACUGGAGAUUCACUUUUAUUUUUUUUAUUUUUACCCGAUCAGAGAUGAAAAUCAAUUUAGCAGAGGAUAAUUGGCCUUCUGUGAUGUUUGCAAUGGCAGGAGGGGUGGUACUAAGCCUUGGAAAUCUCUCAACUCAGUAUGCUUGGGCUUUUGUUGGCUUAUCAGUCAUAGAAGUGAUCACUACAAGCAUAACAGUUGUUAUAGGAACAACCUUGAAUUACUUUUUAGACAAUAGAAUUAAUAGAGCCGAGAUCCUUUUCCCUGGUGUGGCUGCUUCUUGGUUGCAGUUUGCCUUGCUUCUACUGUACACUCAUCUAAUGCAGCUGAUAAUAAAGAAAAUCUUGAAGGUUUUUAAUCUAAAGAAGGAAAUUGGGCUAAACCUUAUAUUAAAGAUGCUAAAGAAGUUUCCAGGUAUAUUGAGAUGAUUUCUUUGGAGCAAUUCUUGACAACAUUUGUAGUUGAGGCCUUUAGAAUAGAAUAAUGUAUUUCACUAAUUUUUGUAUACAUUUUUUAUUUUGUAUUUAGUGAUAAAGGAAUCUGAAAUGGGCAUAAAUUAUGUAGUAAUAUGAUUUCUUAAGCCUAAACUAGUAGACUAAAUAUUGUAAUUACAUUUGAGUAAUUAAUAAAAAUCUAUUUAUGUUA